AUGCGGCUGGAGGCCGGGGCCGGGCCCCACCGCUGCGCCGCCCUGCGCGCCGCGACGGCGGCCGACCUGGUGUGCAACGGCGCGAGCCUGGCGCUGGAUCUCAGCGGGCGGCGCGACGAGGUCCAGAUCCUGUCCGGGUGCUCGUUCUCGAUCGGCAACCUGGUCGCGGACAGCAGCACCGCCACGUUCACCAGGUACAGCCUUGCGCUGGCGGUGCCCGAGGCGCAGGACGUGGGCGCCGCGGUGGAGGUGCCCUGGGCGGCCUGCGCCCCGGAGCUGCCGGGGGGCCUGUCCUGGCCCCUGCGCCUCCGCGUGGACCUGGCGGCGGCGCGCGCCGCCGGGGGCCGCGUUCCGGAGGGCCUGUCGUGCCGUCGGUGA
This is a messenger RNA of Prorocentrum cordatum, 378 nucleotides long. NCBI's taxonomy places the organism in Eukaryota, Dinophyceae, Prorocentrales, Prorocentraceae. The record is from the annotation of a GenBank genome assembly.